This is a messenger RNA of Toxorhynchites rutilus septentrionalis, 1743 nucleotides long. RefSeq lists its product as uncharacterized. Lineage: Eukaryota; Metazoa; Arthropoda; Insecta; Diptera; Culicidae. The transcript has a single exon. The coding region runs from base 1 to 1743 and encodes 580 amino acids. The record is from RefSeq and is a predicted model, not a curated record.
AUGCUCUCGACCUGUGACUACGACGCUCUAGUUCUCACUGAAACGUGGCUUCGUGCGGACAUUUCAGAUUGUGAGCUAUCCUCUGAGUAUCAGUUCUUUCGCUGCGACCGUAAUCCAGUUACCAGCCAAUUUUCCAGAGGAGGUGGUGUACUUAUCGCGGUAAAAUCCAACUACUCGUGUGCUGUAGUACCGCUUGAGGACUGUGGCCAUCUCGAGCAAGUGGCUGUGCGCAUUAGUCUGCUGUACAGAACACUAUACAUCACAGCUAUCUACUUGCGCCCCCUCUCCAGUCCGGCUCUCUACACGUCUCAUACCAACGCGCUACAGACGAUCAUGGAUGGAUGUUCGAGUAAAGAUGUAAUCUUGGCACUAGGCGACUACAUCCUCCCGCCUUUGAGUUGGGUCAUCGAUGAGAACAUGAACGGCUAUUUACCAUCUAACGCAUCUACGGAACAGGAACUGGCACUUACUGAACCGAUGCUAAGUUUGGGAUUAACUCAAGUGAAUUCGCUUCCAAAUUCGAACGGCAGACUUCUCGACUUGGCGUUCAUAAGUGAACCGGACAUCGCGAAUCUUCUAGAGCCUGCGGUCCCGUUAUUGGCAGCCGAUGAACACCACAAGCCCUUUGUUUUAAACAUGGACGCCCUCUACAGUCCGGCCAACUUCUCUGACUAUGCGUCUCUUCCACCUGAAUUGAAUUUCAGGUUGUGUAACUUUGACUCGUUGAACAACAUACUGUCCUCUAUUGACUGGCUUCAACUGCUGGAAGGAGGCUCGGUCGAAGUUAUAGCUGAUCGUUUCUACGACAAAUUGUAUGAAGUUCUUUAUGCGCAAGUUCCCCUCAAACGACGUGUAGUGAAGCCAAUUCCGACGCAACCUUGGUGGACCUCUGAUUUACGCAACUUUCGGAACGUACUGCGGAAGGCACGCAAACGCUAUUUGAGCACAAGAUCAACAGAAGAUAAAAAUAGUCUCAGAUUAACAGAAACAAAUUACAACGCAUUAUUGAGGUCCAGGUACGGAGAAUAUAUACAACGAACUCAAGCAAAUCUUAAGCGAAACCCAUCGGCAUUUUGGAAUUACGUGAAAUCGCAUCGCUCAGGCAAUCGCAUCCCGGAUACAAUGGAGUUCGAUGGAAUCACUGCCAGCUCGGCGAUUAGCGGCGAUGUCGCUAAUCUGUUUGCGAGCUUCUUCCAGACAGUGUACAAUUCAACUUCACCGCCUUUGCACGGUGCAAGCUUCGAUCGCAUACAGGAGCACAAUCUGAAUAUGCCAACGUUCAAUUUCUCUCCGGAUGAAGUCUUGAAAGCCUUGCGUGAUCUAGAUGCAUCAAAAGGGCCUGGAGUCGAUGGCAUUCCUCCAUCUCUGCUGAAACACUGUGCUCACUCACUCGCUUUUCCCGUCUCUUGCAUAUUCAACCGCUCGUUGAGGGAAAGAAUUUUUCCCACCGUUUGGAAAAAGGCCUCAAUAGUACCAAUUCACAAAGCGGGUAAUCGGAAUCACGUGAAGAACUACCGUGGAAUAUCACUUCUCUGCUGCUUCAGUAAAGUCUUCGAAAAGUUAGUGCACAACGCUUUGUACAAUGUGGUGCAUCCACUCAUAUCGGAGUUCCAGCAUGGUUUCGUCCAGCAUCGGUCCACAACAACGAAUCUGCUUUGCUACACAAAUAUAUUGUUUCGUGAAGUCGAAGCUCGUCGGCAGGUCGACUCCAUCUACGUCGAUUUUUCAAAAGUAUGCAUGUAA